This is a messenger RNA of Argentina anserina (silverweed cinquefoil), 1103 nucleotides long. Its product is annotated as agamous-like MADS-box protein MADS3. Gene Ontology annotation, cellular component: nucleus. Gene Ontology annotation, molecular function: protein dimerization activity; RNA polymerase II cis-regulatory region sequence-specific DNA binding; DNA-binding transcription factor activity, RNA polymerase II-specific. NCBI's taxonomy places the organism in Eukaryota, Viridiplantae, Streptophyta, Magnoliopsida, Rosales, Rosaceae. Bases 184 to 822 code for a protein of 212 amino acids. The record is from RefSeq and is a predicted model, not a curated record. The transcript is spliced from 7 exons. Gene Ontology annotation, biological process: positive regulation of transcription by RNA polymerase II.
GUUAAAAGAUUGGCAAGUAGCCAUGCCCACUGUACUUAUGCCGACACGUGAUUCACUGACCAAUUAAAUUAAAGGGCCACAGCUACAAGCACGAACACAGGUACACCACCAGAAUUUCCAGAGAAGAUUUUCACGUUUGUGAGAAGUGAGAAAGGAGAAAGAAAGCUACAAGCAGUGAGAAAGAUGGGGAGAGGGAAAGUGGUGAUGAAGAGGAUCGAUAACAAGAUCAACCGGCAAGUGACGUUUUCCAAACGCCAGCUGGGUCUGUUCAAGAAAGCUCAGGAGCUCUCUGUGCUCUGCGAUGCGCAAGUUGCCCUUAUCGUCUCCUCCAGCGGCGGCAAGCUCUUCCACUUUGCCAGCACCAAUAAUGCAAACGAUAUUCUCAAUCGGUACCACCGAUACUGCAAUACCUCACAAGACAAUAAUAAUGUUGCAGAGGACGAAACACAGAAUUUAUAUCAAGAGGUCUCAAGAUUGAAAGUCAAAUAUGAUUCUCUUCAGCGUUGGCAUAGGCAUUUUAUUGGAGAAGAUCUUGAAAAUCUUCGUCUGAAAGAAUUGGAAGACCUUGAGAAGCAGCUCGAUAGAACUCUUUCACGAGCUAGACAACGGAAGACGCAGAUGAUGUUAGAUCAAUUAGAAGCACUACGCGGAAAGGAGAGUGAUCUUGAAGAGAUAAAUAGGCAUCUCAAAUCCGAGAUUGAAGAAAGGGUAAAACAUGGUGGCAAUGAUGAAGGUAAUCAGGAAGCAUCAAUUCAAGGUCGUCCAGUAGGAGAGCCAACUGUAGCUGCUGUUGCUUCUGAUGAAAAUAUUUCUACUAAUUAAAACGCGCUCUGCAAAUGGUAAUGAAGAGCCCACCUUAUGCUUAUGAAUAUGGUAAAGACCUCCGGUACAUGAAUUUGAAACUUCUCGUCUUUGUUAACAGUACUCCACAGUAGAAACCUUAACCCUAAUUUUUUUGCAAUAUUUGAACAGUUCCAGUGUGAACAGUCCAGUGUGUACACAAAAUAAUAAAAUUCUUAAACUGAUACUGAUAUGUUAUUUGUAUGGUUUCAUUAGAUUGUCAUGAUCUAGGUUGGUUUGGUGACUAGGGUCAUUAAUUCCAA